This is a messenger RNA of Tetrahymena thermophila SB210, 2139 nucleotides long. Its product is annotated as AMP-binding enzyme family protein. NCBI's taxonomy places the organism in Eukaryota, Ciliophora, Oligohymenophorea, Hymenostomatida, Tetrahymenidae. The transcript has 3 exons. The record is from RefSeq and is a predicted model, not a curated record.
AGAAGAGUUGAUUUUUCAGAAGUAUAUUUCAAUAAAUAAUAAAAGUAGAACUAAAUGGGUAUUUUAGAUUUUGAUUUAUUUUCAUCAGAAUUUUAAUUUAAGCUAGGAGCUCAACAUUACAAAAAGGGUACAUUGUAAGGAAUUAUAUUUACUGUAUUUAUUAUUGUUGCUGUUCUUUCUUAUUUCAUUUACUUGAUGUAUCUAUACUCAUAUAAUUUAAUUGAUCCAAAAUUUAGAGCUCAAAGCUUCAUUAUGAAUAACAGAAUAGAUAUACCUCUCACUUAAAACCUCUUAGGCUUUAGUUUAGCUUAUAAUUCUUCUAUGACAAUUGAAGAAUAUCAAGCAUUUUAGAAUAAGACUUACAUAGUAUAUAUUGUCUAAUUUUACUAUCAAGAUAGCACAAAUAAAGUUUAUGAAUAAUUCAAUCUUAAUCUUACUUAAUGCGAGGAUCCUUCACUAAGAGGCUACAAUUGUAUCGAUUUCUCUAAAAUAAGUAAUUACUCAAUAAUUCUUGAUUAAUAAAAUAAUGUUCAGUCUGAAUUAUUCAUUAAUUUAUAUGGCUGCAAUGACUUAGACAGCAUAAAAACAACUGUCCCAGAUAAUUGUGCUCCUUAAAGCGAAAUAGAUAGCAUAAUAAAUGGAAUAUAGACAUCUUUUUAUUUAAAGCUAAAAACUCAGUAAUUUAACACGACUUCUAAGUAAAUUUAAACAAAUUACAGAAAUAUUUACCUUUACGGGCUGUCGAAUUAAUUCACUUUGAGCACAAUAAAAACAUAAAAGUAAGAGACUAGGGUUGAUAAUGGGUUAUUAUUUUAGACUUAAGAGGUUUAUUCUUCUCCUAUUCAAUAUGAUUAUAAUAGCUAAACCUUUGAUAGAUAGAUUUCAUUGAAUUCAGGACUUGGACCUUACAUCUAAAUUUCAUUAGUUAUGGAUGAAAUUAUGCAGUAAUUUUAAAUUUAAUAUCCUACUAUUACAGAAAUUUUAGCACUUGUUAACAGUGUUGCAUCUAUAAUUGUUGUUUUUAGAUUUUUAGGAAGAAAUUUCUCAUAAAAACUAAUUUAAGAAGAUUUUUUUAUGCUUUUUUUGAGAAAUUUAUAUUAGGAUAAAUAUUAACAGAUAGCUAUUUAAAAUAAUCUUUUAGAAAAAAACUAUGAAAUUUCUCUUGAAUCAUAAGCUUCUAAGUAGGAAUUUACUGAUGAAAUUUAAUAAGAUUAAAGCACAAAAAAUAUAAAAAUACCGGCUUUAAAAACUAAAUCUAGAGAUUUUGUUGAAAAGAGCUAAUUUAAUAAUUAUCUGGAUAACUCAAAAUAUUUAUUCACAAAAAAUAAUACUUAGAUUACAGAUGAAUAGGAAUCAAAUAAUAAUGAUAUUGAUUUAAGAAGUGGUUCAAAACUAAAAGAAGAUAAAUAAAAACCUAAAUAGAUUGAUAGACUUUUAAAUUAGAUAAAAUUUAAUGCUAACAGUUCCACUUUUAUUGAAACACCUAAAUCACCAUCAAAAUUUAAAAAUUUUUUGCUCUAAAAGAAUGAAAAUCAAAUUGAAAAUAUGUCAUUUAAAAAAAAAAUUAUUAGGAAUGAUUGCAAAGCAAACACAGAAAUAAUAGAACUUUAUAAAAUCAAAAGCAAUGAUAAAACAUUCAAAAGUAUUAUUGAUUAGAAGCUGAAAGCCUAGAAUAGCCUUGCAAUUAAACAAGAAACUCAAAAGUUAAUAUUUAAAUUUCAGCUCUUUAAAUAAAAUAAAUUCUUUUAGAGAAAAGGUAUUGACCCCUAAUAAAUUAAAAAGAUAUGUUAACAAGCCAAUUCAAAUUUAGAUAUUUUUGUGUUUUACAAAGACAUUAUUUUUUUGAAAAAAGCGAUUUCAUUGCUUUUACGAUAAGAUUAAUUAGCUGCAAUAUAGUUAGUAAGUCUUACAGAUAACUAUUUAGAUUUUGAUUUUAGUUAAGUUGAUUUAAAGCCUAACUUCAAAAAAAUCAAAGACAAAUUGAAUCAUUUUGAAAAGCACAAUGCCAUAUUUUAGUCAGAAGAACUUCAGUCUCAUUACAUAUAAAAGUUUCUAUUAAAAUGCUAGAAUGAAAAAAAAAUAAGUGAAAUAGAUCUAAGAAUACUUUAUUCUAUUAUUAAAAACUAACAAAAAUUUUGA